ACAAGUCAAAAUGUCAACUGUCAUCUGUCAGUCUGUCACUUGCAAAUAAAUUCUUUUUUGUAUUUUCUAGAAUAAAGUGCUAAAUUUUACAUCUUUUUAGGUAAAUAUAUAUGAAAAUGUCUCUAAAUGAAAAUUCUGAUGUAUAUUCUGAAAAAGAUAGUUAUAAAACUAACAGUAAUUUAUCAGGUCAAUUUAAACCCUUCUCAUCACCAUAUUUAAACUUUGAUCCUGGAUAUAUACCACAAACUCAGCCAGAAUUUAUAUUUUUGGACGGAGGCAGCAAACAGAGAGGUAGAUUUGAAUUGGCUUUUGGGCAGAUUGGUGGAUCAUGCAUGGUUGGAGCAGCAUUAGGCGGAGCUUCUGGUUUUUAUAAUGGUCUAAAAUCUACAACACUCGCUGGUCAAACUGGAAAAUUACGAAGAACACAGUUAAUUAAUCAUGUAAUGAAAAAAGGCAGUGCCACUGCCAAUACUUUUGGAUCCGUAGCUGUAAUAUAUUCUGCGUUUGGGGUACUCCUGUCAUGGGCUAGAGGCUCCGAUGAUGACCUUAAUACCAUAGUAGCUGCCACAGCAACAGGGCUACUUUAUAAAUCUACAGCUGGCUUGAAAAAAUGUGGAAUUGGUGGUGCAAUAGGAUUAGGAGCAUCAGUUCUUUAUGCUUUAUGGAAUAACAGAGACAGGAUAUCAGAUUUAGGGCAUUAUAAUCCUGCGCAAAGGUAAAAACAGCUUGAGGAAGUACAUAGGUCAGGGAAAAGGCAGUUAUCUUCUUAUUGUACAUAAUAGAUGGCAUAUUUGUAUUCUUAUAAUAAAUUAUUAUUUUCCAA
Molecule: messenger RNA, 823 nt
Organism: Sitophilus oryzae (rice weevil)
Lineage: Eukaryota; Metazoa; Arthropoda; Insecta; Coleoptera; Curculionidae
Gene: Tim23
Product: mitochondrial import inner membrane translocase subunit Tim23
Exons: 5
Coding region: 111-719 (202 amino acids)
Biological process (GO): protein import into mitochondrial matrix
Cellular component (GO): TIM23 mitochondrial import inner membrane translocase complex; mitochondrial inner membrane
Molecular function (GO): transmembrane protein transporter activity
Source: RefSeq, a predicted model, not a curated record